AGAGAAAUUAGAGAGAGAGAGAUUUAGAGGCUCAUUGCUCGAUCUCUAAUGACUCUAAUUGAGAGCCGGCCAAGAUAAAAUUAGCCAAUUGGCUAAAGUUCCAAAAAAGUGCCCUCUGCCGCCCCCACACCCUUCUAUUGUUUCCCCUUUAAAGCUCUACGCUCUUCAGGACUUAGUCAUCUCUCUCCCCCCCUAGCCUCUCUCUAAAACAAAUCUCUUUUCUUCUCUCUCUCUCUCUCUCUCUAAUAUCUUAAUUUGGUUAAUUAAGAGCUAGCUAAUGGCAAAGAGCAAGGGCACCAACAAUGAGAACAGCAACGGUGACAACACCGUUAACAACAAUGGCGCUAAAGUGAAGAGAAAGAGGAAGAGUGUACCAAGAGAAUCUCCUUCACAACGCAGCUCCAUUUAUAGAGGAGUCACAAGGCAUCGAUGGACGGGGCGAUAUGAGGCUCAUUUAUGGGAUAAGAAUUGUUGGAACGAAUCUCAAAACAAAAAAGGGAGACAAGUUUAUCUGGGUGCGUAUGAUGAUGAAGAAGCUGCAGCUCAUGCCUAUGACUUAGCUGCAUUGAAGUACUGGGGCCAUGACACCAUACUCAACUUCCCGUUAUCUACGUACCAAGAGGAGCUCAAGGAAAUGGAAGGGCAGUCGAAAGAAGAAUAUAUUGGGUCCUUAAGGAGGAAGAGCAGCGGAUUCUCAAGAGGAGUAUCAAAGUAUAGAGGAGUGGCAAGACAUCACCACAAUGGAAGAUGGGAAGCAAGAAUUGGUCGUGUAUUCGGCAACAAGUACCUAUACCUUGGAACAUACGGUUCAGAAAGCAGGCCGGCACGCCUACGACCAUGGCGGCAAUCGAAUUACCGCGGCCUCAAUGCAGUCACAAACUUCGAUCUUAGCCGAUACAUAAAAUGGCUCCGCCCUAACCCCGAAAACCCUAGCCCUACUCUCAACUCUAUUCCUAACGUUAACCCCGUUGACGAUCACGAUUUCACGUUCCAACCUCGACAACAACAACAACAACAACAAAACAAACAGCUGCAACUGCAUUCACAACAACAGAAUACUGCAGAUAUCCCCUCAUCACUCCCACAGCCUCGUCCGACCCCAAAUGCGUCAUCUGCCCUCGGCCUCCUCCUCCAAUCACCGAAAUUCAAGGAGAUGCUCGAGAGGACUUCGGCCAUUGGUGGGCCAUCGUCACCGCCAGAGUCAGAAAAUAGACCGUCCAGGUGCAGUUUUCCCGAUGAUAUACAGACUUACUUCGAGUGUCAUGAUGUUGGCAGCUCCGCUGACGGAGAUGAAGAUGCCAUAUUUGGAGAUCUUAACACUUUUGUGUCUCCGAUAUUUCAAUGCGAGCUUGAUGCAUGAAAGCUGCGUUAUUGCAGACGUAUCAAUAUUUCUUUCCUAUAAAGAAUUAUAUUCAUUGAUCUCUUCCUCCUCUUUGUAGGUUUUGUGAAUAGGAGGCAAUGGGGGAGAGAGAGAGAGAGAGAGAGUUGAUAUAUAUGUUUAGGACAAAGUUGCUGAUGAUUGGUUUAUUUGUUUUUCACAAAUAAUGUAGAUAGAUAUUUGUUAUGGCGAAUUCUUCAAAUGAGGAAUUAUAUAUGGGAGAUUGAUUAAUAAGUUA
Asparagus officinalis (garden asparagus) is the source of this 1616-nucleotide messenger RNA. Its product is annotated as AP2-like ethylene-responsive transcription factor At1g16060. Gene Ontology annotation, biological process: regulation of DNA-templated transcription. Lineage: Eukaryota; Viridiplantae; Streptophyta; Magnoliopsida; Asparagales; Asparagaceae. The transcript is spliced from 8 exons. Gene Ontology annotation, molecular function: DNA binding; DNA-binding transcription factor activity. The coding region runs from base 278 to 1360 and encodes 360 amino acids. The record is from RefSeq and is a predicted model, not a curated record.